CCUUCCCUUCCUCAUCUGGCCUCACUUACCCUCUAUCGGCAACCAUGAGGCCAGGAAACACCCUCCUCCUCCUCCUUGCCAUCUCUUCUUCCCUUCUUCCCCUUGCCUCCACCGCCAGCGUCCUCGAUCUCCGCCCCCUUCCCCCUCGCAAGCCUCUUCCCCCUGUCGACCCACAAGUCAUCCCCUUCUGCAACAAGGCCGACCACCCCAAAGUAUGCAUCAACUCCGCCCGCUACUACACCCAUGAGUUCCCGUCCAUCGACGCCACCAACAUGUUCAACGUCAUGGCCUACGCGCUUAAAAACCGCAUCAGAUUCGUCCAAGAGAAGGCCGUCGCCAUGUCCAAAAGCCAGAAGGUUAGCGACGCGGCGCGGGUCAGCAUCAACGAGUGCGUCAGUUUGUAUAGCGAAGCUCUCGAUAGCUUGAGCACAGCGAUGGUGGGAUUCGUGACACGCGACGGGGGGGCGUUCGAGGCCAAGCUCAACUCGGUGAUCUCGAUACUCAAGGCUUGCGACGGAGCCUUCAAAGGGAAUCCCAACCCGCUGUUGAAGGAGGAUGAGCGGCUGAUGAAGAUGACGAGCAACAGCAUCGCCAUGGGCAAAUUGUCCUUAUAAAGAAGAGAAAGGUGGCCAGGGAACCGGUUUCUAUCUGUGUGCUUUAAUUCUUCCACACUAUAUAUAUGUGUGUGUGUGUGUGAUUAAAGAGAUGGAAGGAAAUGGUUGGAGUUUAUAGGAUUGAGUUGAAGAAGUGGAUCAUGGGUGGGUUUCCAGCUCCUUUGCUUAAAUUGCAAUGGUUAUGGGUGUUCUCGGAUUAUGGGAAGGCAAUUACGUCCCAUAACCAUAAGUUUUCUCCUGCAUCAAUCAAUAUAUAAGUCCAUAUAUAUGUAUAAGUAUCGAUAAUUUUUAUUAGCCUUAUGAUUCUCCAAAUGACACUGCGUUGAUCGGAUUAUCAUGAACAAUGCAGUGAAUUUACCAUGUUUUAUUAGCCUUAUGUUAUAAUCUAAUGCAAGAUAAUUUUUAAUAGUUUC
Messenger RNA from Phoenix dactylifera (date palm), 1027 nucleotides. RefSeq lists its product as uncharacterized. Gene Ontology annotation, biological process: negative regulation of catalytic activity. Lineage: Eukaryota; Viridiplantae; Streptophyta; Magnoliopsida; Arecales; Arecaceae. Gene Ontology annotation, molecular function: enzyme inhibitor activity. The record is from RefSeq and is a predicted model, not a curated record.